This is a messenger RNA of Merops nubicus (carmine bee-eater), 1713 nucleotides long. RefSeq names its product pentatricopeptide repeat domain 1 (gene PTCD1). The coding region runs from base 28 to 1713 and encodes 561 amino acids. The transcript is spliced from 8 exons. The record is from RefSeq and is a predicted model, not a curated record. Lineage: Eukaryota; Metazoa; Chordata; Aves; Coraciiformes; Meropidae. Gene Ontology annotation, biological process: tRNA 3'-end processing. Gene Ontology annotation, molecular function: tRNA binding; protein binding. Gene Ontology annotation, cellular component: mitochondrial matrix.
GAGGCUCUGGAGCUGUUUGAGGUGCAGAUGCUGAAGGAGGAGCGUGUGUGGCCUGAAGAAAGCAAUUACACUGUUCUGAUCGGCGGCUGCGGCAGGGUUGGCUACGUGAAGAAGGCCUUCAGGCUCUACAACGACAUGAAGAAGCGAGGCUUGGCUCCCAGUGAGGCCACCUACACGGCCCUGUUCAACGCCUGCGCGGAGUCGCCCUGGAAGGACUCGGGCCUGCAGAGCGCGCUCCAGCUGCGGCAGCAGCUGAGGGGCAAGAACCAGGAGCUGAACCUCGUCACCUACCACGCCCUGCUGAAGGUCUGCGCCCUGUGCUCCGACCUCAGGAUGUGCUUCGACGUGCUGAAGGAAAUCGUUCACAAGGGCCACGUUCCCACAGCUGAGACCUUCAGCUUCCUUCUCAUGAGCUGCGUAAAGGACACUGAGAACGGAUUCCGGUACGCCUUACAGGUCUGGAAGCAGAUGACUAAGCUUGGGAUAAAGGCUGACAGCCACGCUUACAACCUGAUGCUGCGUGCUGCCAGGGACUGUGGCAUAGGGGAUCCUGCCCUGGCGUCCCAGCUCCUGCUCAGCACCCCCCAGGAGAACUCAGCUCCACUGAGGCUCACAGCCGGGGGGCGCAGGAAGGAGGUGAAAAGUCAGAGGAAGAAGGGCUCACAGAGUGCAGCUGCUCUCCGGCUGGAUGUGGAAGCCAUGGAAAAGGAAUUAUUUCAGGAGAGCUCAGCACGGCUUGAAGAACCCAUCAGGCAACAGACUGAAGCUGUGACUGGGGCUGGCCCAGACCCAGCUGCUCUGCAUGGGCUCAGCGUGGCUCCCAGCAGCACUGGGGCAUUGAUGAGGGCAGCCCAGGGGGAGGUGGAGCAGGAAGCAGCACGCCUGAGCCAGAAGCUGCCUUUCUGCAACCUGCCCAACUUGCUGGAUUCCAGGAUGCCCAACGCAGCCGUGGUGUCCCUGGGGACAGUGGCCACGCCAGCCCAUCGACUGGCUUUGAUGGGGGACGUGGAGGGCUUCCUGAGUAAAAUGAAAGAGGACAAUGCAGAGCCCAACAUUAAAACAUUCACCUUGCUGGCUGAGCUGGUGGAACCCCAAAGCCCUUCAGAGUCCUCUUUGCUGGCACUCCUAGAUGAGCACAGAGUCAAAGUAGAUGUGACCUUCUUUAACACUUUAAUAAGGAAGAAAAGUAAACAGGGAGACCUGGAAGGAGCAAAGGGGGUGCUGCCAGCUCUGGUGAAGAGGGGACUAUCACCCAACCUCCAGACCUUUUGUAACUUGGCCAUUGCUUGCCACCAAGAGAAGGAUGGACUGCAGUUACUCUCAGAUCUGAAGAGGUCUGGAGUGACUCCCAACAAAUACAUCUACAGCACCCUCAUUGCUGGUGCUGUGAGGCAGCUGGAUUACAGCUACCUCACCCAGAUCCUGCGGGACAUGAGGAGGAACCAGGUGGCUCCCAACGAAGUUAUCAUCCGCCAGCUGGAGUUUGCAGCACAGUACCCCCCCAAAUUCGACCGGUACAAGUCAAAGAACAGAUACCUGGAGAAAAUCGAUGGUUUCCGUGCCUACUACUCUCGCUGGCUAAAGGUCAUGGCAGGAGAGGAGACCCCUCACCCCUGGGCGAAGUACCGAACCAAACGGGCAGCAGAGGACACCAGGGAGGCAGCUGGGCAGGGGGAGCAGGCCACCACGGAGAGGCAGCUGGGGAGUGUCUAG